UACCAUUCUCGCUAGAAUCGCUUCUUGUGGAGCCAGGAAGCCACGUCCACGUGCAUCCCGACGUAAAUAGUAACUGAUCUGGACCUGGACAACAUUUGAAGGAUUUAAGAUGAUUCAAGAACCAUACAUUGACAACUUGGUGGCAGACUCUGGAGCCUUCCUCCUCAAUGUGCCCCUCCAUCACAUGGCCAAAAAUGUGCUCACCGUUCCCGAGGUCGUGUCAGAAAUUCGCGACAAGGCCACUCGGGAUCGGCUUCAGGUUCUGCCUUAUGAGCUGAAGCUCAAAGAACCUAGCGAUGAGUGCAUCAGACAGAUCUCUGACUUUGCGCGCAAGACGGGCGAGCUGCGUUUUCUGUCCGCCACGGACGUGCGCGUGCUGGCGCUGACACUACAGGUGACGCGCGAAACUGUCGGCGGUGGGCACAUCCGUCUACUGCCAGCCGCCUCGCGCACCGACACCAAGCUGUACCACCCGAGAGAGCACAAACUCGGCCAGCUGCCGGUCGGCUUCGUGGAAAAGGUUGGAGAGCUCUCUGUGACAGGGAACGACGAGAAGUCCAGAGGUGACGGCGAACAGGUCGGAACGGGAACUGAUGCGCAGGACGGUGACAAGGUGAAGGAUGGGGAGGGGAAGGCUCCGGCACCCGGUGGCGAUGAGACUGCGGGAGAGAGGGAGGAACGAAAGAGAGGAGAGGCAGAGACAGAUGACCCCAACAGCGAGGAGAUGUUUGACGCGAAGGAGGACCCUGAGGAGGGCGACACUGAUGAGGAUGCUGGAGAAACUGAGAGCAAGAAGACAAAAGAUACAGAUGCGAUUGAGUCACAAGAGGGAGACGAGGAGGACGGCGAUGAGCAGCAGGAGGAAGAGGUAGAGGAGGAGGAGGAGGAGGAGGACGAUGGUUGGAUUACACCGGGCAACAUUCAGGCCGCCAAAAACGAGAUGAACGCUCAGGCCGGUGAAGUGGAAGAGCCCGUUAAGGUGGCGUGCAUGACCACGGACUUCACGAUGCAGAACGUGCUGAAGCAGAUGAACCUGGAGCUGGUGUCGAUUGAAGGACGAAGAAUCCGAGAGGUGCGCCGGUUCGUGCUGCGCUGCUUCGGAUGUUUCCAGGUCACCCCGCGCAUGGACAAGACAUUCUGUCCCUGGUGUGGCAACAAGACGCUGAAACGUGUCUCUGUUACGCUCAGGGCUGACGGCUCGCAGGAGAUCCACAUUUCUACUCGGAAACCAAUCAGCAAGCGCGGCACCAAGUACUCGCUGCCAUUGCCGCGCGGAGGGAAGUACUCGGUACAGCCGGUACUGUGUGAAGACCAGCCCCUGCCUCAGCAGCGCGCCACGGCACGCUCACAGGCCCGAAACGCCAUUCUGUCGGACGACUUUGUGCAGGGCGGCUCGCCGUUCUCACUGAACGACGUGAACUCGCGAGCAGCUCAGCUGGGCAGGAACUCUCGGUUCAGGCAGGUGCCCAACUGGGAGCGGCGCAACCCCAAUGCGCGCGCGCCGCCUACCGGUAACAAAAAGAAGCGCAGGAAGUAAUCCGCCCGGUAGGUGUCUCUGGCUGCGGGGAAUGUUGUGUUGAGGGUUUGUGAAGGGUUAUGCUGAAGACAUGCUACGAAUGUCGUGUUUUUGUAAAAAUAUUUCUAGCAUGUUUUGAAUCAGAUGCAUUGUUAAGUUGAUAUGUCGCAGGCACAUUAUUCUGGUGUGUUUUAUAGUCGUGCGUUGGGAUUCGCGAUAGCAGUGGGGAGUCUGUUGUGGUGAGAAUAAUCGACUUGGCACUUGGUCCGAUUGGACUCAAAGGGCCUAACCCAACAACAACAAAAAAAGAAAACUUGGCACUGGCUUGGUCCGUUAGGCCUGUAGUUUGUUGUCAGUCAUUCUCCUGACGUUAGAACUUUUUUUUCAUCUAAAAACAAAGUGUAUUACAAUCAAGUUUUAUAAAUGUCUUUUGUCAACAAAGCAAAUUUUGUAUAAUCACUAUUUUUUCGAACAAAAACAUAAUGGUUAAUGUGGUUAUUUUUACGCUAAAGUUAAGCUCAUUGAACUAUGCCCUUCGUUUUAAAGUCGUGCGCGGGUAGGGUUUCUGUGGGGCAUUGAACCAGUGCUCCCGGCUAUUUUCACUUUUUUUCAAUUGCGACUUGUCCGCUUGUCUAGGAGAGUUCUGCCGUCCAAAGGAAAAAAAGGGCAUCUCUGAAAAUUGAACUUUUCAGGAGAGCUAGAAAACCAUUUCAGUCAAGUUGUAGGUAUUUAUAUCGGCGCUGUGCGAUGGAGUACAAUAUUCUUACCACCAUUCGACUCGGCAAGACUUGCUACAUCCUACUAUCGCCUUAUUUUCAAUAAGAUAUGCCCCUAAUGCAAUAUAUCAGCCUUAAUGUUUAUUGACUUUGCCUCCAGCGACUGUAUCUGAAGUUCCAUGCAAGGGAAAAAAGCGGCAACUCGUCUCAGAUUGAGAUGCCGCUUUUUUCCCUUGAAAAGCUGCACUUUAUCCCAAAUAUUUACAAGGCAUUUCAGAUUGACAGGUACAAUGAAUGGCAGAAUGAAUGGCUUAAAUGCCUACAGGGCGAUUUAAAUAAUGCAAGAAAAGAGGAUGUGAGAUGUAUUUUAAUCGAACUUGUCGAUCAUAAUACAUCAACCCAACCCGA
Molecule: messenger RNA, 2640 nt
Organism: Amphibalanus amphitrite
Lineage: Eukaryota; Metazoa; Arthropoda; Thecostraca; Balanomorpha; Balanidae
Product: RNA-binding protein NOB1-like
Exons: 5
Coding region: 110-1537 (475 amino acids)
Biological process (GO): ribosomal small subunit biogenesis; maturation of SSU-rRNA
Cellular component (GO): preribosome, small subunit precursor
Molecular function (GO): RNA endonuclease activity
Source: RefSeq, a predicted model, not a curated record